Nezara viridula (southern green stink bug) is the source of this 2111-nucleotide messenger RNA. The record is from the annotation of a GenBank genome assembly. Lineage: Eukaryota; Metazoa; Arthropoda; Insecta; Hemiptera; Pentatomidae.
CUCCUGUUCCCUCUCGUAGCCAGCAAAGGGAUGAUUCCAGUCUGCCAACUGCUACUGAUCCUGUAUGUUGGCUUCGUUGGAGCUGACUCGGAAUCUCCCAGCAAUGUUUCAUCACUGAGCUACAACUACACUACAUCCAAUGAUUCCCAAACCAUCGUCGGUGCUCAAGCCAUCCUCAAUGGAUUUAGAUUCUGUGUUAGAAGAUGUGAUGGCCGACCAAGGACCUGUUACUUCAAGCUUAAUGUCCAGCUAUAUUCAGUGCUUGGAGGUGCUUGCCGGAAUUGUGCAUUUGGCACUCCUUCAGACUGCAUGAGGCCACAAUGUAUAACUGCAAAUGGAUGGUACAGAGGUUUGAUUACUGUGAACAGGCAACUACCUGCACCGCCUAUACAGGUUUGCAGAGGUGACAGGAUAAUUGCAGAUGUUGAAAAUGCAAUGCCAGAUGCUACAGUUACCAUUCAUUGGCAUGGUAUAAGACAAAAGGGUUACCAGUAUUAUGAUGGUGUCCCAUAUGUGACUCAGUGUCCUAUACAACCAGGCACUACAUUUAGGUAUAAUUUUGUAGUAGACGAAGCAGGAACAUUUUUUUACCAUUCUCACACAGGUCUACAGAAAAUGGAUGGUGUUUCUGGAGCACUUAUUGUCAGAGAUGUCUAUGACAGUCAGUCACAUUUUUAUGAUGAUGAUCGGCCUGAUCAUGUGAUGUUCAUUAGUGACUGGACAAAUAGACCAGCAGUAGAAUACCUACCAGGAUUCAAUCAUCCUGAUAUCAGCCAAAUUCCAGACACGUUCUUGAUAAAUGGAAAAGGAAUGCACUGGGCUAACAACAGAAGCAUUGACUUACCUCUAGCUGAAUUUAUGGUUAGUCGUGGCCAACGAUACAGAUUUCGUUUGAUUGGUGGUACAUGUAUGUCUUGUGCAGUAGCCAUAAGAUUCCAAGGUCAUAGAGUCUUAGCAAUCACUGCAGACGGAAACUUAAAAUUUGUUCCGAGACUUGUAGACACAGUCAUUCUCAACUCAGCUGACCGAUUCGAUGUGAUCCUUGAAGCAAAUCAAUAUAUUGGUACUUAUUUUAUUUUUGCUGAAAGUAUUCAGGAACGCUGCAAUGGUGUACGCCAAGUAGCUCUUCUGAAGUAUCAAGGUUCUAAUGCUUACGUGAGACUACCACCUCCUACUCCAUCUAGGAACCUGGGUAUAGAAUUUAAUGCUGUUGAAUCACGCUGUGAUGGUUCAAACAGUAAUAAGAUCUGUAUUGGACACUUACAAGGUCUAACGGAUGCACCAGCUAUUGGAAAUCAGUACUAUGCAUUUCUAUUUAUAGGAUUUGAUUUUUACAUGUUUGAUGAUGAAGACUUAUAUUCUCCAGGCACAUAUCAACAUUAUGAUGAACCGUUUAUGGGAAGAAGGGUUAAAGCGUUGGUAAACAACAUUUCCUUCACGUUUCCACCAAGUAAUAUGCUGACUCAGUUCAAUGAAAUACCAAGACAAAAUUUAUGCAACUCUCAAUGUUAUUCCUCAAACAUUCAGAAGUCUUGCAGCUGUACUAAUUUCUAUAAUCUACCAUUUAACACUGUUGUAAAUGUGAUUAUUUAUGAUAAUGGUGAUCGUGUUGGAAUACCUCACCCCUAUCACCUUCACGGUUUCAACUUCCAUGUUCUAGAACAAGGUGUUUUCCCUUCAACUGAUCCACAAAAUAAGCAGUUGAUGCUCAACCGAAUGAUGCACCAGCUAAAUAAUGAUAAUGUCAAUCUAAGGUCUAGACCACAAAGAGAUACAAUCAGUGUUCCUCCUUUGGGCUACGUUCUCACCCGAUUUUAUACUGACAAUCCAGGUUACUGGCUGUUGCAUUGCCAUUUUGCUUAUCAUUUGGAGGCAGGAAUGGCUGCUGUUUUCAGAGUUGGAGACCAAUCACUUCUACCACCUGUUCCUGAAAACUUUCCUCGCUGUGGAAAUUUCUUACCUCCACCUUAGCCCCACGUCUUUAUAAUAAAUUAUUUCAUUACCUCUAUUUCCAAUUAUAAUAUUCAAUUUGUUGUUAAUUUUUUCAAAUUUUUGUGUUUUAUUGAUUGUCUUUAUAAUACUUUAUAUAAAAAUAAACUGAUGAACAAAAC